AUGUUUCCUGCUCGCCCUGGAGGCGUCGACAAGAAGGCUGCCCUCCUCGCCCAAGCAAGAGCAGACCGAGAAGCCCGCAGCGGGCAGAAAAAAGUCGAACAGGAGAAUGCGCGUCUCGACAGCGCCGUCCGACGGAUACAAAAGUUCCUGGUCAGACAACACGCCAAACGCAUGACCAAGGACAAGCAACGAGCCGACUGGGAUGCAUUGACAGCACAAUUACCCGCAACACCUGCGCUGGGCCUCGUCCGCAACUUGAAGUUGGUAUUCUUGUUGCUACGGUUUCAUGAUACCACCGAGUGCCCCAUGGACAGCCGGCGACUGGCGAGCCUUUGCAAGCUGCUUCUCUCCAAGACCACCAUUACUCUGGAGGAAUGCACUUUUGUGAGAACGGAAGGUGUUUCUGUAUCUUCGCCACAGGUCUCGUCGCCAAGCCCAGAUGCAGCAAGUUCAGUGGCUCAGCCCGAAGAGCAGCAGCGAAAGUCGAUGAUGCAGGUCCCGUUCCAGAUGAUAUUGCUUCAUUCUCGGUAUGCCGACCUUGCCUCUGCGACCCUCUUGCGCCUUUUACGACUGUGCAUCACAACCAUUACUGGCAAUCAAAUCGACUCCAAUGCCCCAACAAAGCGCCUCACACUGCUCAAGACAACCUCGAAGAGCCAAGUGUCCUCACCCACCAGCGCCACUUCAAAACUUAUAGCUCAGGAACUGUACCUCUCCGGAGCCGAGCUUCGAUUCCUAAUGGCCUACGUAGAUGCCAACACCUACAAGUUGCCAGAGACGGUUGCGGGGGCUAUUAGGACACAGAUGCAGAACCGAGGAGCAGCACUUAUUGUUAAAACCCUCGACAGUGGCCGAUUCUACAAGGAUAUCAGGACAGGAAUCCAACUCCGGUCUGAGGCGCUGAUACAGUUGCAGGACAGGGCGAAGAAGACGUCCAUUACCCCAGCUGAGGCGACGACACAGAAAGCACUGAGUCUUUGGAUCACGGCCAUUUGGAGGUGCUGCUUCCUGCUGCAGUCUGUCGACAAGGAGAUGACAGAGAAAGCUGCCGGCAAGGUCCCUGGCCGACAGCAGAAGGACGACCUCAUCAACAUGCACAGCGAUGACUCGACCGUCGUUGGAAUCACCUGCCGCAUCCUCACCAUCGCCCUGUUUGUGGAGUGUCUUGACGACCUCUGUCUGCAGCUGACCCUACAGAGUCACCUCCUGGGUGAGGCGCUGGACGUGAUCUUGGAUCUCCGCCACCGACAAUACAUCCUCUCGUCCAUGAGCCUCAACGAGACACUUUACCUACUCGGAAACCUUACGCAGCUUUACAGGAUCCACAUCGCCAGGAAUGCGACCACAAACAACACAGCACUCAAGAACAAAUUGGUCGAAGUGAUUGUUGUCUUGCUGUCGCACUGCGGGAAAUACGUCUCGGGAACACAGACGACAGAGUUUCGACAGUACCACCCCAUCUUCUCCUGGACGAACCUUUCCCAGAAGGACCAGCAGCUAUCGACCGCACAAGUCAAGCAUCUGUUUUCGCAGCUCGAGUACCUUUGGAGUCGAGACUUUGCUCUAGAGGCUUUCCAUGGACUGUUGAACCUUUCGCUUCCUCCAGCCAGCUCUUCGUCAUCUUCGACUGAUACGGCAAUCAACGUCUCAAAGACAGGAGGCACGGAGCUACAUUCAGCAAGCCCCGUGGCAACUCCUCCAAGCCAUCACACACGAGUAUCGUCUCAGAGCGACUCCAAAUCAGGAUCCCAUGCCAGGAGCAUCACAUCCGAUCCCCAAGGAGCCUUACUCGCGAUCGAGGUCCAGCAAGCGUGUCAGCUAUACAUGACACUCAUGCGCUCCUUCGAGUCGCAGCGGACCAAAAUAUUGGUGAUACUGAUGUACCUGCCGUCGUUCCUGACACAACUCUGGAGGUUCAUGAACACACUCGGACCCAAGGGCGAGAUGCACAUCUACUUGGAAGCCGCUUCUGGGUUCAGUCGUCAUGGUCUGGAGCAUGAGCCUUUGAUUGCUAUCCUGCAAGUCUUUUGCGAGUGCAGCGCUCGCUUUCUCAUUACGCUUGAUGACGAUGAUAUGUACGAGCAACAAAAGUACUGGUGUCUCUCGGAGCUGGUCUUUAUGUCUGGAUUCCUGAACCAGUUCUGCUUUGCGGUGUUGAGCCAACAGGAAGACGCCAAGGUGGAGACGGACGAUCCAAGAGUCUCAACUGGAACGACUUCCCCAGCAACAACGACAACUCUCGCAGCACCACUUCCACCAAUCUUUUACCACGCGCGCCAGGUGCUCAUGCAACUCUACGAACGAGACUGUCGACGCGCGUUUUGUCCUCCCAACCACUGGCUGUUGAUGCACCCUACCAAGAGUGUCUUCCAGUCACCCUUGCAGCUCUUGGCCUCACUCACCCUCUCAACCAGCAACAAGUCCAAGAGCAAUGGGAUGAGCAACACGGGAAACAAAAAGAGCGGUGGUGGCUUCUCGCUUUUCUCAUCGUCCAAAUCGCCACCCCAGUAUGCAACACCCAAGGAGUUUAUUGCCAAGGUCUGCCAGAAGGACAGGACGGCGCUUCAGAUCCUUGAGACCAUGCCACAUGUCAUCCCCUUCAGCGCGCGGUUGGAAAUUUUCAGAGAGUUUAUCAAGGAGGAGCGGGCGCAGCGGGCUCAGAGUUUGGCGCUUGUGCGUCCUGAUCUUCAUCAGUCAGUCAUGGUGAAGGUUCGGCGAGGGUAUAUUCUCGAGGAUGGGUACCAGAGCCUGGGUCAGUUGUCGGCUAACGGAUGGAAGAACACGAUCAGGGUCAAGUUUACGAACGAGGUGGGGGCUGCAGAGGCCGGAAUUGAUCAGGGUGGGCCCUUCAAGGAGUUUAUGGAGAGCUUUCUUGAGGCAGGAUUCUCGCCCAACUUGAACCUGUUCACCACCUCGACCGAAUCGAUGAACAUGAUGUACCCGUCCCCGACCUCACAUUACACGCACCCUCACAACGGACUGGAGCUCUUCCGAUUGUUUGGCAAGAUGUUGGGGAAAGCCAUGUAUGAAGGUCUGUUGAUCGAGGUCAAGUUUGCAAACUUUUUCUUGAGCAAGAUUUUGGGACGGACAGUCUUCCUGGACGAGAUGCGGUCGUAUGAUGAGGAGGUCUUCCGAAACUUGAUGUUCCUGAAGAAGUACGAGGGCGAUGUGGAAGAUCUGGGAUUGACCUUCUCGCUGGACGAGGACAUCUUUGGGACCCACCGGACGAUCGAGUUGAUGAGGGGUGGGAGGGACCUUGAGGUGACCAAGGAUAACAGAAUCAAUUAUAUCUUCCAGGUCUCGGACUACCGCCUGAACAAGCAGAUUCAGGACCAGUCUCGAGCAUUUAUUGAAGGAUUCAGGUCUAUUAUCCCAUUGCCGUGGAUUUCCAUCUUUUCUCCGCAGGAGCUGCACCGCGUCAUGGCUGGUGACGACGUUGACUUUGAUGUGCAAGAUCUCCGCUCAUACACAGAAUACCAGAACGGAUACUUUGACCAACAUCCCGUCAUUAGAAACUUGUGGGCGGUCCUGAACGAAUUCAACUCUGAAGAAAAGCGGGCGUUCUUGAAAUUUGUCACCAGCUGUUCCAAGCCGCCUUUGGGAGGGUUCAAGCACUUACAACCCCCAUUCUCGAUCCGACUGGUUGUCAGUCCUACGACCUCUGACUCGAACUACGACUCUACACCUACACCCGCCCCACGUCAGUUCGGAAGCGGCGCCCCUACCCCUGGCACCAACUCAAGCAACUCGGGUCGACACCAACGAAGCACCACAACAGGAUCCAGCACCGGCGGAAAUAGUGGUAAUGGGUUCGGGUCAAGGUUACGAUCUGCCUUUGGAGGCAACAACAACAACUCCAAUUCUAGUAGAUCGUCAACCAUGUCGACAUCUUCCUCCGCAUCAACGCCGUCUUCAGCUUCGUCGCCACCCCCGCAGCGGCCUACACCGAGACCCGUGCUGCCUGGGGACGAAACCCCAGCGGCGAUGGGGGUUGUCAAGUCCUUCUUUGGUGGCGUCCUUGGAGGUGUUGGGUCCAGCGAGAGUUCUGGCAAGAAAGCGCGUCUGCCAACUAGCUCAAAGUCGGUCCUGAAGGAAAAGUUGCGUUAUGCGAUCACAUCCAACACAGGAUUCGAGUUGUCAUAA
This is a messenger RNA of Linnemannia hyalina, 4143 nucleotides long. Lineage: Eukaryota; Fungi; Mortierellomycota; Mortierellomycetes; Mortierellales; Mortierellaceae. The record is from the annotation of a GenBank genome assembly.